AUGUCAUCUAGCGGGUUAAUUACAAAAAUAUUGGGCCCUGAUGACCAAUUGAAGCUGGUAACAGAAUUAAUUGAACAUGAUCAAUUAGAACAACUUCUAGAAAUUUGCAACAUUAGCGAACUGGACUUAUCAAGAGACCCACAAACGAUCGACAACCUAUUUCAUAAGAUCCAACAAAGAUUUGACCUCAAUUUCCAUGAUCUGAGGGAACGUACUGACUCUAAUUUAAAUCAAUUGAACGAAUAUUUGGAAAAUAAAGAUGCUCAAAUUCUAGCCCAAUUGAUUGCUCAAACUAAUGAAUUAUGGAAGAAAUUUGAUGCUUGGGUUACUAAUAAGAUUUUACAAUAUAUUUUAUCUAAUCAUAAGAAAUUGUUUGAUGCGGAAUUUUAUAAUGAAAUUAUGGCACGGUUUUUGAACAAUGAUAAAAUGAGUUAUGAUAUAGAAGCUAUCGAAAAUAUUGAAGAAUUUGAAAUAGUAUAUGAUUUACAUUUAUUAGAAUCUGUUUACUUAUUUGAAGAUCCUACCAGAAAGCCAUUAGUUUCAAAUACUUCAGAUAGACUAUUGCUACCUCUUUUGUCAUGCAAUAUUGAAACUAUUGCAACCGGUGCAUCCAAAUUAAUGAGAUGGAGAAUUAUAGCAAUCCAUGAAACUUGUAAUAUAGAUCAAGAGUUUGAUAAAUUAACAUGGUCAUUACUGAAAGAUUUAUAUGUGGCUGGCAAGGAAGCUAGUUGGAAACAAAAAAAUUAUUUAUCAUUUUUACUUCGAAUCUUAUCUGAUAAAAAGAUGUCACCGGAACUAAUCAAGUUUGUUCAGACUGAGCAAUAUUGGGUCCAUCUUCAAGAUUCACUUAAUCAUACCGUUCACGAGCUUAGGAAACUGGGAUUAUCGAUCUUAAAGUUAACUAUUCAAUGUCUAUCUGAAGGGAUUGAUGCAUUCACAACCACCUCUUUCCACUGGGAUCCAUCGAAGGUCGAGGAAAUUACAGAGACAUGGAAAAGGUUUACAACUUUAUAUGAAAUUGUUGCAUUAGAUACAGCAUUGAAUCAGCUCCAUGCUGCUAAUGCUGAUAUUAUUGGUCUUUUUGACGAUGCCACUAUAUAUCCAAGUUGGGGGUUAAUUUUAUUUUCUACAGGAUUAAUGGCCUCCAUGGAAAGUGUUAGAAAAUAUACAAUGUCUUUAGUUUUUGAAGUAAGAGACGCUGCUGUCUUUUCUACAAACACAUCGAUUUUAUUAGAAACAAUAUUACCAUCCAUGAUGCAAGCUCAUUAUUAUAACACUGACAAAUUAUUAUGUCCAUAUGGUGAUAGAGUUGCAUUGUUUGUUUGUGACAUACUCUCUCAACCAGUUGACGAAGUACAUCACUCCAAUUUGCUUCUUGAUUUAUUUAAGCUGUUAAUCAAAGAGGGUACUUCAUUCGAUCCAGCUAGAAUAUACGUAUCAAUUGGUGUAUUAAAAUUUUUAGAAGUCAAUCAUGCCAAUAUCUUAUCGUAUGAUCAUUUGAAUUUAAUCAAGAAAUUAUACGAAUUUGAAAGUGAAGAUGAAGUUUUCCAAACCACGAUUCAAACAAUUUAUUUGAAGUUUCUCCUGUAUGUGCAUCCAACUAUUGAACCAAGUCAUUGGAUCCAGACCAUGGUUUCUCAUUUAUAUUGGAAUAAAGGAUCAUAUAGAUAUUUAUCACCAUUGUUAGAUUCGUUUAGAGAUGUUGCCGUCUCAAGGUUCAAUCCCAAUAACACCACGGAACAACUUCAAUUUACUAUUGGAAAUGAACCAACUUUUGAUGCCUUGACUUUAAUAUUAUUCGACGAUCAAGAAGUUGAAAUUACAAAUGAAAUUAUAUUUGAAAUUAUUAAAUCUAAAGAACAUGUUAAGGUAUUAUCCUCAGAGAAAGUAGUUAAUGUUUUAAUUACAUUACUAUCUGGAACAGAAAAUGAUGAUGUGUAUUUAGAUAGUUACACAUUAGCAGAUUAUGAAGGAUUCACUGCCAGUACUUGGAACUCAUUGAAUAUCAGUCCAUUAUGGGUUUCAAUCAGGGACAAAUUUUCUCCAGAGAAGUUUAAAUUCUUCGUCUCAAUUUUUAAAAAGAUGGUUAGCGAUAGCAUUCAAAACUUCCAUAUAAAUGCCGAUGAGGUUCUGAGUUUAUAUGGCAAAAUUACAGAGUAUCUUCAAGAAUUUCCAAAACAUAAGGAAAAUUUCAGGGUUAAGGAUGUAAUUUAUGGUACCUAUUUUGACUUCCUUUUGGUGUUCCUCAAGAUAAAUUUUUUAGAUGAAGAAAAAGAUGAACUCAGAAAGAUCUUAAAUAUGGUUGAUUCAAACAUACAUCAAGACAAUGGGAAUUACUUGGGGAACUUGGGCGUCACGAAAAUAUGUCAAUUUCUAUUAGAUACCUAUGUUGUGAUUAAUCCAAAGACUGAACCUGAAGUGGACGAAAAAAAUUCCUCAAUUAUUCAUUUCAUCUUUGAUAAUAUGAUAUCCAUAUGGGAUGUUAUCAGCACAGACCGGCUUGUAUUAAAAGAACGUGAAUUAUAUCUAUCAUUAUUAAAGACGAUCUUCCAUCCUUCUAUAUUAUAUAUGGCAUCAUUACCAAUAGCAGCCCACGGCAUGGUUUCUAGAUUCGAACAAUACGGCAAAGAUAUUAUUAGUCACGGAUUCUCUAGAAGAGGAUUAUUACCAUUGCUUGGGUUGCAAAUAUGCAAAUUCAUGGAGAAAUACGGUAAGACAUUGAAUAAUGACGCUAUUGAUUAUUGGUGGUUAAUUAAAAUUAUAUCAUUGUGUUUCAUUCAACCACAAAUGUCAGUUAAUAUUUUCAAAUUGAAACCUGUCAUUGCUCAUUUAUUUGAUAAGAAAUUAAGUCUUUAUUUUAUUAAGGGUAGUGGAUUAUAUGAAGAAGUUUAUGGUUCUGAAGAGAUUUCUAGUAGAGUUUUAAUUAUUAAUAGUAUGUUAUUGAGUUCUGAUUAUUUCAAAAUUCAAUUCAUUUCUGAACUUGUCAAGAGAAAUAAUUUGUUGAUUUCCAAGAAGAGAAUUGAUGGUCCCGAGGAAACUGAAAGAUUAUUAUUAUGGGAAUUAUUAUUAAUGUGCCGCCAUCAAUCUGCUUCAACAUUGGAUAUUUCAAAGGAUAUUAAAGAUAUGAUAUUAUCUAAUAUAACUAUGGAGGAAGGUUCUCCAUUGGUAAGAACGUAUAAAGAAUGGUUUAUUGCAUAUAAUUUUGCUAAAAAAUUUAACGAAAAGAAAGCCACUGAAAUCGAAGAUUUUAUUUUCGAACUUUUAGUGGAUCAUAGUAAACCAAUUCAAGUAGUCAGUGCAGAAAAGAUAUGCUUCUUAGUUCUUAAGGCAUUGACUAUUGAAGGUAAAUUUGAUGUAACGAGGUUACUAGAAAGAUUUAUUUCUAAUAUUGUUCCUAAUGCAACAUCGAAUAAACCAUUAGUGAGACAUUUUUCCAAUUCUUUAAUGUUAUCAUUCUGGCCUAUUUUCGAGACUUCCAUUAAGAAUGCAACAUUGAAGAGUAUUCUUAAGAAUUUAUUUUUAAAUGCACAGAAGACUCAAUUAUUUGGUAAAUAUAGAGCUGGUGAUGCUAAUAUUUGGGAUUUAUAUGAUGAUUUGACGCUAGUAUCCAUAUUUGGUGGUGUUAUUAGGAAGAUUACUGAUCAUGCUGCACCAUAUAUUUCUGAGAUGACAUUUAAGAAAUAUUUAAUCAAUAAGGACUUAUUUCCUAUGGGUAAAGAUGAAAAUACAUUAUGGUUGAAUAAGAGAAGUAGUCUUGAAGCAACAAUAAGUGGCAGUGAGGAUCUUACUGAAAAAGGGUUUCAAUUACAAACGAAGAGUGGAGCAUGGGAAACCGUAUUGGAUAUCGAUACGAAGAAAUCCAACGAGAUGGUUAAACGUUCAGAUUUAAUAGUUGUUGCAUCAUUAGUGGACAAACCUCCAAAUUUAGGAGGUAUUUGCAGAUUAUGUGAUGUUUUAGGUGUGGGAUUAUUGACCGUUCAAGACAUUAAAGUUAAAAAUCAUCCACAAUUUAAGAAUGUUGCCGUUACAGCGGAUAGGUGGAUGCCCAUGGAGGAAGUUCCUGUAGACGGUAUUGUUGAAUUUAUGAAAUUAAAGAAAAGAGAAGGGUAUUCAUUGAUUGGGCUAGAACAAACAGAUAAAUCUGUGAAACUUGAUAAUGAUUAUAGAUUCCCACGAAAAUGCUUGAUAUUAUUAGGAACUGAAGCGCAUGGUAUUCCAGGUCCAUUAUUGAAUGAAUUAGAUUUAUGUUUGGAGAUUAAACAAUUUGGGGUCAUUAGAUCUAUGAAUAUACAAACAGCCACUGCGGUGAUUGUUCAAUCAUAUACAGUACAACAUAUGUGA
Molecule: messenger RNA, 4341 nt
Organism: Naumovozyma dairenensis CBS 421
Lineage: Eukaryota; Fungi; Ascomycota; Saccharomycetes; Saccharomycetales; Saccharomycetaceae
Gene: TRM3
Product: tRNA (guanosine(18)-2'-O)-methyltransferase
Exons: 1
Coding region: 1-4341 (1446 amino acids)
Biological process (GO): tRNA methylation
Molecular function (GO): tRNA (guanine) methyltransferase activity; RNA binding
Source: RefSeq, a predicted model, not a curated record